UCUCUCUCUAAAACUCUCUCUUUCCAAUCCUUUGCCAUAGCAAGAACCCACUCCCACCUCCUCCUCUCCACCAUGUCCAUUAACAUGAACUCCCAUGCCUUUGCAGGCAACCCCAUAAGAUCCAAGACCCCUAAACCAACUGACCCCUUUUCACCCAACUCUGCCCUUCAAACCCUUAAAACCAUCCUUUUAGGGCACACCCAUGAACCUUCUUCCCCUAAUUUUAAGGUACUUCCCUUCAGAAAGGGCAGGCCUUUGGCAGGAACAGCCGAUUCGAUCAAUUCCGCGCCGAAUUGGCAUCUGGGUUGGUUGAGUUUGGAUGAUUGUAAAGCUUUUUUGGAGAAUUCUGAGGUUAAUUUGAGUGAAGACUUGUUGGUUUACUUGGGUUCGAAGUCGGAGGAGGAUGUGGUUUAUUGGGCAAUUGAUGUGUCCGAGGUUGAUAGUCUGGUGAAUGAAUUGGGGAGUAGACAGUUGUGCUUUGUUGAGCUGAGGACUUUGAUGGUCGCCACUGAUUGGAGCGAUGAUCGAGCUAUGGGUGAUCUCGCUGUUGCUGGUCAUGCUAGGGCAUUGCUAGAAUGGCGCAACAUAUCACGUUUUUGUGGACAUUGUGGAGAAAAAACAGUUCCCAAGGAGGCUGGGAGACGGAAGCAGUGCUCAAAUGAGUUAUGCAAAAAGAGGAUUUACCCUCGAGUUGAUCCGGUUGUCAUUAUGUUAGUAAUAGAUAAAGAGAAUGACCGUGCACUUCUAAGUAAACAGUCAAGAUUUGUGCCACGCAUGUGGAGCUGCCUUGCUGGUUUUAUUGAGCCUGGAGAAAGCUUAGAAGAGGCAGUGAGGAGAGAAACAUGGGAGGAGACUGGCAUUGAAGUUGGAGAAGUUAAAUAUCACAGUUCACAGCCAUGGCCUGUUGGACCCAACAGCAUGCCAUGCCAAUUAAUGGUGGGGUUCUUUGCAUAUGCUAAAUCACUUGAAAUUAGCGUGGACAAGGAAGAGUUGGAAGAUGCCAAGUGGCACAGUAGGAAAGAUGUGAAGAAAGCAUUGACAUUUGCCGAGUACAAGAAAGCACAAACAACAGCGGCAGCCAAGGUAGCUCAGAUGUGCAAAGGAGUGGAAAAAGGACAGAACAUUGCUACUGACUUCAAUGUGGAAAGUGGUGACCUUGCUCCAAUGUUUGUCCCUGGGCCCUUCGCAAUUGCUCAUCAUCUCAUCACCACAUGGGUUUACCAGGACGAGUUGAAAGGUGUUGAAGCCCAAUUGAAGCAACCUAGUGGCUCUCUCUCUAAUUUGUAGCAGCUGUUCUACUUGUAAGGCAGCUUUAAAUCCUUCAUCAUUGUUUAUGGGUUUAUACUCUAUUUGAUUUCCAAAGAUCAGCAUCUUUUUUAUUUUUUAUUUUUUGAAGAUUGUAAUGGGUUGUUUUGGUGAAUUUUGCUAUCAUCCCUUUACAAAUUCUAGAAUCCUCCAAAAUUAUGGGAAGCACCCCCUUUAGCAGUCUCACACACGAUAUAUGGUUCGAUGUAAGAAUAGUUUUUCAACACUAAAUAAUUUUGCCCUUCUGUAACUAAAUAUUUGAGAUUGCUACAUUUUUUCACUUUGUAUAUCACAUCAUUUUGUGUAUC
Camellia sinensis is the source of this 1613-nucleotide messenger RNA. It is a transcript of the gene NUDX19, whose product is annotated as nudix hydrolase homolog 19. Gene Ontology annotation, biological process: NADP+ catabolic process; NAD+ catabolic process. The record is from RefSeq and is a predicted model, not a curated record. NCBI's taxonomy places the organism in Eukaryota, Viridiplantae, Streptophyta, Magnoliopsida, Ericales, Theaceae. Gene Ontology annotation, molecular function: metal ion binding; NADH pyrophosphatase activity. Gene Ontology annotation, cellular component: peroxisome; cytosol.